Sungouiella intermedia is the source of this 2652-nucleotide messenger RNA. The record is from the annotation of a GenBank genome assembly. Lineage: Eukaryota; Fungi; Ascomycota; Pichiomycetes; Serinales; Metschnikowiaceae.
AUGCCCCAACGUCUAAAACUCCCUGUGGGCGGCAUAAAGUCCUCGGACAACCACGAAGAUGAUGAUGCAGCUACUGUCAUUGGUGAUGGUGAUCCGGCAGUCAUGAUGUACAUGCCCGAGGAAGGAAGCUUCUACGAUGAAUCGUCUACGCUUUUCGAAGGAUCGUCAGGAUCCAGAGCCUCUAACUUCAAAAAACAGAGACAGGCCAGUGUCAGCACGCCUGCCUUCAAGGCUUCCAUGAAGCAACUCCACUAUAACGAAAACCGUGUAGCGUUAGAUCGCUCCAUCAACCAGACCAUUGAGUUGCUAUACGAAUUGUCUGAUGAGAACAAACAGAGACCGGUGUUUUUUCCUACUGAAAGUACUGAAUCGGAAAACGUUUUGUUGAACUCUCCCAGAGCUCACUUGGCUUUGGUGCGCAGAAACACCGACCUUGCCUCCAAAACGGUGGCCAAAGCCAAGAUGGGAUAUUUGGGCCCAGACGGUGAUGACCGUGAUGAUGACGACGACUUUGGCGUAACCACCGCUGACUUUAAGGUUUUGAAACUCAAUUUGAAGAUGGGUCAUGACAGCAAGGUCAUCUCCUCCUUGGAUAAGAAGUCUGUAUCAGGACUUUUUGAACAGAAGUUGACUCAGCAAGUCAAGUACCUUUUGAAUUUGAAGGAUCGUGUGGACGAUACUUCCUCCAAAGUUUUUGUCACUGGAGAUUUGAACGCAGGAAAGUCCACUUUCUGUAAUGCGUUACUUAAAAGAAAGUUGCUACCUGAAGACCAGCAACCAUGUACAUCGGUGUUCUGUGAAGUUAUCGAUGCUAAGGGAGAAAACAAUGGCAUUGAGGAAGUGCAUGCGGUGACUAUCGGCAGUGACUAUGACCAAAGAGACAAGUCCACUUACGAAACCCACUCCCUUAAAGAGCUUGAGGAUUUAGUCUACGAAUGUGACAAGUACAGUCUCUUGAAAGUGUACGUGUUGGAAUACAGAACGGCUGAUGAGAGCUUGUUGGGCAAUGGUGUCAUUGACAUCAAGUUGAUCGAUGCUCCGGGCUUGAACAUGGACUCUUACCAGACUACUCAAGUGUUUUCAAGACAAGAGGAGAUUGACUUGGUAGUAUUUGUUGUCAACUCAGAGAACCAUUUUACUUUGUCUGCCAAAGAGUUCAUUGCUGCUGCGGCAGCUGAAAAGCGUUAUGUCUUCAUUGUUGUCAACAAGUUUGACAAUAUUCGUGACAAGAAUAAGUGCAUGAACAAGAUCUUGGAUCAGGUUAAGAGCUUGUCUCCAGACACCUACAAGGAUGCAAAGGACUUUGUGCACUUUGUGAGCUCGUCGGAUGCAUUAUCCGAAUUUCCCGACGGUGGAGACGGUCCAGGUGAUGAUGAUGGCCCAGGUGAUAACGAGCCUCAUUAUGCGGACCCCAAUUUUGAUAACUUGGAAGCUUCGCUCCGGAAGUUCAUUCUUGAUAAAAGAUCCAUUUCCAAGCUCCUUCCUGCAAAGAAUUAUCUUUUGAACUUGUUGGGAGACUUGAAAACGUUGUCUGAGAUCAAUGAGAAGAUUUAUCUCAAGGAAGCAGAAAGUAAAAAUAAAACCUUGAAAGACACCAUCACUCCAAAGUAUGAUCUGAUGGUUCAAAACUCUCUUCGUGUUAAUGAUAAUAUCAACAAAUUGAUGGAGAAAACAUGCUCCCAAGUCUAUGAUGCUACGAGAAGGGAGAUUUUGAGUACGGUUGAGAAUUUCGGAUCCUCUCAAAUUGUUCCUUACCUGGGAUUCCAAUACGCAUAUGAGUAUGCCAAGGAAACUCAGAGACGAAUGAUUGAAACCAUUAUGUCUUCCGUUCAAAAGAGUGAAGAGAAUGCCCGUGUUGUUACGGGUAACACAGUGCAAGAGAUCAUUACCUUUGGACAGCUGACAUUGGGAGAUGAAUUCCUAGCGGACAAAAAGUUCAAGUCUGACUUGAUGUUCACAAGACGUCGUGAUACAAUUAAAAAACAAUUGAACGAUCUGAUCGAAGUUACCGACUUCUUUGAUCCAUCUAUUGAUUCUGUUUUGAUGUGGUUGGGUGUUCCUCAGGAAUUUAUUUCUUCCUCGAGGGAGCUGGUCCAGUACUUUUCUCCGGUCCUGGUUCUCUCUUCUGUCCCAACUUCAGUCGCUUCUCUCAAGAGACUGUUGCCUACUCAACUCACUUUGCACACACUUUAUUCAUCCACGAAGUUGAUCACCACUGGUGCGUUGAUUCGCAAGGCUUAUACAUUCUCUAGUGUUCUCAAGCCUUCUGUGAUCAAACACACCGUUGUCCCAAUUCUUCUUGGUGUUGGAGGAUUUGCUAUCUUCUACCUCAUCAAUGAUAUUCCAAAUGCCUACCCUAGAAAGCAGGCUAGAAGGUUGAAAAAGCAGGUUAUCGAAUUGGAUUAUGCCCAUGUGAAUGCAGACCGUAUCUCUAAAGAGUGCAGACUGGUUUUGAACUUCCCUGCAAGACAGGUGAUGAACAACUUCCAAACUAGCAUUGACAAGAGAAGCGGCGAGAAGGAAAAGCUAGAGAAAGAGAUCAAGAAUGCAGAAAUUAGUAGUGGCUACUUUCUGCAAAUGUUGGCCAAGGUUAGCAACCAACAGAACGCAGUGGAAAAUAUCGAUUUGGAAAGCAUCUACGUUGUGGAUUAA